Hippopotamus amphibius kiboko is the source of this 1703-nucleotide messenger RNA. It is a transcript of the gene HEMK1, whose product is annotated as HemK methyltransferase family member 1. Gene Ontology annotation, biological process: protein methylation. The record is from RefSeq and is a predicted model, not a curated record. Gene Ontology annotation, cellular component: mitochondrion. Gene Ontology annotation, molecular function: DNA binding; protein methyltransferase activity; N-methyltransferase activity. Lineage: Eukaryota; Metazoa; Chordata; Mammalia; Artiodactyla; Hippopotamidae. Bases 326 to 1384 code for a protein of 352 amino acids. The transcript has 11 exons.
GCGACGGGGCCCGCCCGAGCCCUUUCGCAGUUGCGCCAACCCCGGAAGUACAGCGUCAGAAGGCGCUACCGCCGGUCACGCAAGUCCGGGAGCCGAGCCCGCGGCAGUUUCUUCAGGCUGGCGGGCUAGCUGAGUAGCCUUUCAGGCAGGGCAGCCAUAUCUGAGGACCAGAGCCAUGCUGAGGAGCCAGAGCCUGUGACGUCUCCAUCUCCAUCCAGAUGAGGCCAGUCACCAUCCUCAGCAGCUGAUAUAACAAGAAGGAUUUGGGAACCUUGGGGAAGUACUCAAGGGAUCCUUUCCCUGAGACGUGGAGCAUCAGGGCAGAAUGCUGAGGUCCCUCCUAUCUGGCCUGGGGUGGAGGGGAGGCAUUUGGGGCUGCACCUUCAGCUCAUGGCGACCCUAUCUCCCUUCUGCUGGGUUGUUGAGUGCCACAGAACUGGUCAGCCACUGGACAGCUGUCUUUGAGAAAAGGGGCAUCCCUGAGGCCCGGGAAUCCAGUGAGUACAUCGUGGCUCACGUCCUUGGAGCCAAAACAUUUCAGAGCCUGAGGCCAGAACUUUGGACACAACCCCUGACCCCUUCGCAGUUACAGUAUAUCCAGGAGCUGAGUAGCUACCGAUUGCAAAGGAUGCCUGUGCAGUACAUCCUUGGUGAGUGGGACUUUCAGGGCCUCAGUCUGAAGAUGGUACCCCCAGUGUUCAUCCCUCGGCCAGAAACAGAGGAGCUGGUUGAAUGGGUGCUGGAGGAGGUGACCCAAGGGUCCCGUGUGGUGGGAGCCCAAGGCAGCCCCCUCAUCCUGGAGGUAGGCUGUGGAUCAGGAGCCAUCUCCCUCAGCCUGCUGAGCAGGCUCCCCCAGAGCCGAGUCAUUGCUGUGGACAAGGGAGAAGCUGCUAUCUGCCUGGCCCAUGAGAAUGCUCAGAGGCUUUGUUUGCAGGACAGGAUUCGGAUUGUCCCCUUCGAUAUGACCUUAGAGGGGAACUGGGCACACCUUCUAUCCUGGGGCCCUGUGGACCUGGUCGUCAGCAACCCUCCCUACGUCUUCCAUCAGGAUAUGGAGAAGCUGGCCCCUGAAAUCCUCAGCUAUGAAGAUCCACUAGCCCUGGAUGGUGGGGAGGAGGGCAUGGACAUCAUUACCCACAUCUUGGCCCUGGCACCUCGGCUCCUGAAGGACUCUGGAAGCAUCUUCUUGGAAGUGGACCCAAGACACCCAGAGCUUGUCGGCAGCUGGCUUCAGAGCCACCCUGACCUGUCCCUGGAUCUUGUGGCUGUGCGCAGGGACUUUUGUGGGAGGCCCCGGUUCCUACAUAUCAGGAGGUCUGGGCCACAGCAUGGUUGCCCUGUGGAUGCCUGGCCAGGGCCCCAACCUGCCAGAGUGCCUAGCUGACAUUUCUACCUGGAAUGCUACUUGGAGGGAGGUGGAUGGUGCCUUCCAGAACUCCAGGUGCUUGUGGCAUUUCCCAUGGCUCUGUGAUCCUCCGUGCUCUACAUUUCUAGGAGACUUGCAAGUAGGAGCAAGGUGGGGGUGUCUUUCCUAGGGCAGCAAAGAGCAGGGGCACCCACAAUCCAGCUUAGGAGCCGAGCAGACCUGAUUCCCAGUCUGGCCCCAUUGUGUCAGUGUGGCCAAGGCAGGUUGCUGUGUCUCUGUGGCUGGAAUUGCUUUGGGGAUUUGGGGAGAUGUGGCCAAUAAAGUGGCAAGAGACCAG